This is a messenger RNA of Microplitis mediator, 3191 nucleotides long. RefSeq names its product sodium-dependent nutrient amino acid transporter 1-like. Gene Ontology annotation, cellular component: membrane. Bases 537 to 2378 code for a protein of 613 amino acids. The record is from RefSeq and is a predicted model, not a curated record. Gene Ontology annotation, molecular function: L-amino acid transmembrane transporter activity. Lineage: Eukaryota; Metazoa; Arthropoda; Insecta; Hymenoptera; Braconidae. Gene Ontology annotation, biological process: sodium ion transmembrane transport. The transcript has 10 exons.
AAGUGUUAUCUAUAUUAUUAAGAGAAUAAGGAAAAUUUUGUUCCGGUCAUAUCUAUAUGAUAGAAUCGGUUAAUGUUAUCAAAUUUGGUAUCUUUAUAAAGAAAUUAGUAUAUUAGAGAACUUCUAAGUAUCAUAUCAAUUACCUGUCUAAGUUCUAAUGAAAUAUUCAAGUGAAUGGUGGGGAGAGGUGACUAGUGCGUUGGUAUACUUUGAAUAAUUAAAAAAAUUUUGUGCAUGUUCGGAAUAUUGCUGAAGAACUGAAUUGUCCUUGCAAUUGUCUGGUAACGUGUAAUACCCACUUCCAACAAAUGACAAAGAUGUUUAUUUCUCUAGUCUAGUUUCAACAGUUAUUUUCCAACGCUGGAAGUGAAAAGAUCGCAAACUCAUUCAUUUCUAAUCUAUAUAAGUAUCAAAUCGUUUUAGUUAACUAAAUUAAAAUAAAGAUUCAUUUUUAUUGGUGAAAAUAUUAUAAGGUUGAAUAUUUUAUUAAAUAUAUUACGAAUAUCAGUAAUCUUUGAACGUUGAAAUUUAAAAAAAUGAAAAAUUCUGAAUCAAAGCGAUAUACAACAGAAGUAUUUGUACUUUCUGAUCGGUCAAACUCUAGUUCAAACAUUGAGGAUCAAAGGAAUGAAAACUCACAAGUAUUGGAAACAGACAGAGAAACUUGGGGGAAUCCUAUCGAGUUCCUCAUGUCAUGUAUAGCGUUCUCUAUUGGCCUAGGUAAUGUCUGGAGAUUUCCUUACACUGCAUACAGCAAUGGAGGUGGUGCAUUCGUUAUUAUAUAUUUAUUAGUUCUUUUCAUUGUUGGAAAACCGGUGUAUUAUAUGGAAGCAAUAAUCGGUCAAUUUUCCAGUAAGUCUUGUGUCAAAAUGUGGGCUCUUUCUCCAUCUUUAAAGGGUAUUGGAUAUGGAAUGACAUUAGUAGUAUUUUCAGCACAAAGUUACCAAUCUGGUUUAAUGUCUCUAAUUGUAUAUUACUUAAUAAUGUCUUUUCGAUCAACAUUACCUUGGUCUACAUGUCUCCCGGAAUGGGGUGAAGAGUGUUUCAAUUCAUCAAGCCCUUUAUCUUCAGGUGUCAAUUCUUCAAAAAGUAGCUCUGAACUUUUUUUUCUCAAAGUGGUUAUCAAUGAAAGCGGAAUAGAAAAUGGUCUUGGUAUUCCUUCAUGGCAGUUGGUAUCAUGUCUUCUCUUCAACUGGAUCGUUAUCUUUUUAAUUCUUUUCAAAGGGAUGAAAACUGCUGGAAAAGCUUCAUAUUUCUUAGCUAUUUUCCCUUAUGUUGUGAUGCUGGCGCUAUUCGGAAGAUCUGUGACCCUAGAAGGUGCCAUUGAUGGAAUUAUUUAUUUUCUGCGCCCAGAUUGGAACAAAAUGACAGAUCCACAAGUUUGGUAUGCUGCCGUUACACAAUCAUUUUUUUCACUUGGUGUAUGUUUUGGAGUCGUUAUAAUGUAUGCUUCUCACAACAAAUUCGAUCACAAUAUAACUAGGGAUUGUAUGAUCAUUUCAACUCUUGAUCUUUGCACAAGCCUCAUUGCAGGUAGUACUAUUUUUGGAAUUUUAGGUAAUCUGGCUUUUAAACUAGGAACCGAUGAUUUCAAUUCGAUUGUUAGAUCAGGAACAGGAUUAGCAUUCAUCUCUUAUCCCGAAGCUUUAUCACAGUUUUCAGUUGUUCCAUCUUUGUUUUCCGUCUGUUUUUUCUUAAUGUUAUUUGUACUAGCCGUUGGUUCAUCUGUUGCUUGCUGUAGUACUGUCAUUGGCAUUGUUAAAGAUCAAUUCCCAAGAUUUUCCGAAUGGAAAAUUGCACUAGGAGUUUGCACAUUAGGAUUUGUCAUUGGGAUUAUUUACUGUACACCGGGUGGACAAUAUAUGAUUACUUUAGUAGAUUAUUACGCUGUUACAUUUAUAAUUAUUGUUUUAGCGACUUGCGAAGUUAUUGGUAUUUCAUGGAUAUAUGGAGUUGAUAAUUUUAUGGAUGACGUCGAAUUCAUGACAAAUAAAAGGCCCUUUGUGCUUUGGCGCAUAUGUUGGGUUUUCUUAACACCAAUCACACUUUGUACAGUAUUUAUUUAUUUCAUGAUUUCAUUACAUCCAUUAUCAUACAACAAUGAAUAUUAUCCAACAUCUGCAUAUGUUGCUGGCUGGACUUUGGUGGCUUGUGGACUCUUGCCAAUGUUAGUAUUUUUGACUACUACAAUCAUUCACAGUGAAAAGAAAACAUUCUCUCAUAUUUUCAAACCGGCGGAUAAUUGGGGUCCACGGAAUGCUGAAACUCGUGAGAGAUGGAAAGACUUUAAACUUUUGAAGCAGCAAAAGAGAGCUCUUGAUUCGAAAAAAAAUAUAAUAUCAAGAAUUUUUACAGCAUUAUCUGAAAAAUUUAAUUAAGCUGUAAUUAUAGUCAUCAUCAUUAAGUCUGCCCUGUCAUGACAAAACGACGUAUCUCAAAAAUUAUAGUUUCGAGAAAAUAGCGUUUAAAGUUUUAACAGACUUUGAGGACAAUUUAACAGAAAAAUAAAUUUCUGUUAUGACGAAACGCUGUAUCACGAGAUACGUCGUUUUGUCAUGACAGGGCAGGAUUGUUAUGACAAAAGGCUGUAACUCGAAGAAUUUAAUUUUCACCUGACGAAACAGUAAAAAACAUAUAAUAAGUAAAUGUUUAAUUAAGUCAAAUGAAUUAUUACUAAUAAAUAAUUUUGCAUAUUUUACGUGCAAAGUAUAAAUAAGAAUAAUUAAUAGUUAAUGGUGAAAAAAUAAUGAUGACAACAAUAUAAAUAAAUUAAAAUACAAUAUUAGUCAACUUUUUUUAUUAAAACGGAUAAUAUUUUCAAACAUCAACGAUAACAUUAGUAAAAUAAAUUAAUUUAUUUGUGGAACAAACAUAUAAAAGUUUUAUGAAUAACAGGCGUACAUAGUUAGUAUCUAUCAGUACAGCAGCGCAUUUUCAAAUAAAAUAAUUAUAUGUCAGUACUGGUUUCAGUGUCUAAAUCGACGAUAUCUUCGGUAAUGACUAAAUCGUCGUAAAACUUUCGUCGACUUUGUGGCAUACAUGAGGUCAGCUUCAAAAGAGCUGCUUUUUUUUCGGAGCUUAUUCCUCUUGGAGCUGUUUGUCGAGGAAUAUCUACCAAAAUAUCUUUGGAAUUACUAUCUAUGAUUGUUUUUGUUAAGAUAUCUUGUAAAUUUUUAUUAAAAAAACGUAAA